Pyricularia pennisetigena is the source of this 2091-nucleotide messenger RNA. RefSeq lists its product as uncharacterized. Gene Ontology annotation, cellular component: membrane. Gene Ontology annotation, molecular function: sucrose:proton symporter activity. The transcript is spliced from 4 exons. The record is from RefSeq and is a predicted model, not a curated record. Lineage: Eukaryota; Fungi; Ascomycota; Sordariomycetes; Magnaporthales; Pyriculariaceae. Bases 19 to 2091 code for a protein of 690 amino acids.
CCGCUCGUCCCGAAUCGCAUGCCUCCGUCAUCAGCAGAGCCCCCAACCGCCUCCGCCGCGAACGCCGCGCGCAAUGCAUCGAUAGACGAGUCGCGGCGAAAUGGCCGCAAAGACCCUAAGCAGAACGAACAGUCGCCGCUACUGACGCCUCAGGAUGAUGAAACCGAUGCCUUCAUGGCCCGCCGCGAAUCGGCCAUCGAGGACGACGAGGACGACGACGAGAUCGACCCGUUCGAGACAACAAAGAGCGUGUGGUACCUCAUCCUGCUGACCAUUAGCAUCGGAGGCUUGCAAAUAGCCUGGUCUGUCGAGCUCUCCAAUGGCUCGCCGUAUCUGCUUUCCCUCGGCCUGAGCAAGUCUCUGAUGGCUCUGGUCUGGAUCGCUGGUCCGCUGUCCGGGACCCUGGUGCAGCCAUAUGUGGGCAUGCUCAGUGACAACUGUCGUAUCCGCUGGGGCAAGCGGAAGCCCUUCAUGCUUGUCGGCGCCAUUGCUACCAUUACCUCACUUCUCUUCUUGGCCUGGACCAGGGAGAUUGUCAGUGGUGUUCUUGGUUUGUUUGGCGCCGCUCCAGAUUCCGAUGGCGUCAAGACAACCAUAAUCGUAGUUGCUGUGCUGUGGGUUUAUAUUCUGGAUUUCGCCAUCAAUACAGUGCAAGCUGCAAUUCGAGCGUUUAUAUUGGAUUGUGCUCCAUCUCAUCAGCAAGAGGCUGCCAAUGCCAUGGCGAGCAGGAUCACUGGCGUUGGAAACAUCGUAGGCUACGUUGCUGGUUUCGUGAACCUGCCAAAGAUUGUUUGGUGGCUCGGAAAGACGCAGUUCCAGGAUCUGUGUGCGAUUGCCAGCAUUGCACUUGGAGUCACCGUCAUUAUCAGCUGCGUUUUCAUACAAGAGCGUGAUCCCAGACUUGAGGGCCCACCUCCAAGAGAUCAGCCCGGCGUCUUGUCAUUUUUUGCCAAGAUCUUCACGUCGAUGAAACGCCUGCCUCCGGUGACCAAAAGGGUUUGCCAAGUGCAAUUUUGUGCCUGGGUUGGUUUCUUCCCCAUGCUUUUCUACACGUCGGCCUAUAUCGGUGAGAUCUAUGUACAGCCGUUCCUGCGCGAGAAUCCAAACAUGACUCCCAAGGAGCUCGAUGAGCUAUACGAGCGCGCCACUCGGGUGGGAACCUUUGCUCUGUUGAUAUACUCAAUCACAAGCCUGAGCACAAACGUCUUCCUGCCUUUCUUCAUUCAACCUACAUACGAUGCAGCACCACUGGUAUCGGCGGAGGCGCCUGGCGAGGGCCCUACGGCGCUAGUUAAUCCCAAGCACGCUAACGGCAGCAGUCGGUCGUGGCUCGACCGCCUGGUUAUCCCUGGCUUUACGCUCCGUCGUGCCUGGAUGUUCUCCCACAUACUGUUUGCAGUCAGUAUGGGCUGCACUGUUCUUGUGGAAUCAGUCGAGGCAGCUACGGUUCUCAUCGGGCUGGUCGGUAUUACGUGGGCCCUGACUUUGUGGGCUCCAUGGUCUCUGAUAUCUUCGGAGAUUUCGAGGCGUGAUGCAGUGCUGCGAGCCCAACAGAGGCGCCGCGGACUCAAUCUGGAUCAGACUUAUGAUGAGGACGAAACUCCCUCAUCCGAAGCCAGCUCGGGCCAGCUAGAUGCGGAAAGGGACGAGCAAGUCGCGGACCAGGCUGGAAUUAUCCUCGGCAUACACAACAUGGCCAUCGCAGCACCGCAGAUCAUCGCGACGGUCGGCUCCAGCAUCAUAUUCAAAUUCUUCCAGAAACCGCGAGGCACUCCAGGAGAUCGUAGUAUCUCUAUCGUCAUGGCCCUUGGAGGUAUCACCGUUCUGGGCGCUGCCUGGCUUGUGCAUCGCAUUGAUGACGAUGUUGCCGUGCCAGCUGAUGAGCUCUCGGGUAUUAUGGAAGCGGGUGCCAGUGAUGGCAUUCUAACCGGCGAACCAGCAAGGCCAUCUCUCAGCCAGAGGACGUCUUUCUCAUCGACGCGUCCGUCGUUUUCGCGCAGUCGACGGCAGAGUUCGGAAUCGCUACCGCGACACAGCCAGGAGAGAGCAGCACUGGUUAGGGCCAGCAGUUUCGGUGGUGCUGAAUAUUAG